Neoarthrinium moseri is the source of this 678-nucleotide messenger RNA. RefSeq lists its product as uncharacterized. Bases 1 to 678 code for a protein of 225 amino acids. The transcript is spliced from 2 exons. The record is from RefSeq and is a predicted model, not a curated record. NCBI's taxonomy places the organism in Eukaryota, Fungi, Ascomycota, Sordariomycetes, Amphisphaeriales, Apiosporaceae.
AUGGCUGCGAGUGGACUCAUGGCCGUUGGGCCUGCGCCAACACCCAAAUGGCUCAUCUUUAUUAAGGGUGCCAUCAUAAUUCUCUCCGUGAUCGUCCUUGCGUUGGCUGCAUACGCCUUGUCACUUUACGGCCGCUAUACGUAUUACUCUGGUGGUGCGCCUGGAUAUUUGAUUUUCUUGGUCAUCAAGACUUGGAUCAUCUACGGCCUCGACAUUGCCUUCCAACUCAGGGUCCAACACUUGUAUUACCGCAUCGGGUUUCUGAUUGCCUACAUCCUGAGCAUUAUAUUCUGGCUCUCCGGUUGGGCUUGGGCUGCUUCGUGGGCUUCUGUUGCCUCAGCUUAUUCCUUUGGGUACAACGACACCUUUGGCGGUGUGAUGGGUGGUUGCGCUGGCCUGGGUGCCAUCAUAUGGAUUCUCGCCAUUGUCAACCUGGUGUUCUUUAUCCUUGCUUCUGUUCGUGAGACCUCUUCAACGGGUAACGUUGAGCUUGGCCAUGCUCAGAAGCAGGAUCAACAGCCCUACACUGGUCAGCCUGCGCAGCCUCAACAACAACAGUAUGCCGGCCAACCUCAGCAGCCAUAUGCCGCUCAGCCUGGACAGCCUCAACAACAGCAACCGGCCUACGGCCAACCUCAGCAGCAAGGUUACCCACAACAGAACUAUGCCACACAGUAA